Messenger RNA from Juglans microcarpa x Juglans regia, 906 nucleotides. RefSeq lists its product as uncharacterized. Bases 53 to 697 code for a protein of 214 amino acids. NCBI's taxonomy places the organism in Eukaryota, Viridiplantae, Streptophyta, Magnoliopsida, Fagales, Juglandaceae. The record is from RefSeq and is a predicted model, not a curated record. The transcript is spliced from 3 exons. Gene Ontology annotation, molecular function: calcium ion binding.
UAAUAGCUGGGCAUGCAAGGCAGCUCAGAGAUAGGCCCAAGGCCCCAGCUAGAUGGGACAGCGCGCAACAAUGGAAGAAUUACACGAAGCUGCGAUGGCUUAUUAUUCCAAUGCUCCGAUAGAGCUUCAAAGACUGGCAUGGAACUUCUACCUCUCACUGGACACAGACGGCGAUGGCCAAGUCAGCUUUACGGAGUAUAUCAACUUCCUCCAGAAAUCCUACACAUGGAUACGCCCCAACUUCUUCAUGGACCUGGACCGCAACGGCGAUGGCAGCUUGGAUUUCUGGGAGGUCCUCACUUUAUACUACGCCGUCAAGACCCGGGGCGGCGUCUGGUGCCAAGCGUGUCAAUCUUGCCUUGUCGGACUGUAUUUCACCUGCGUUGCAUGCUUUGAAAGUGGGUCCAAGACUUAUGAUCUCUGCCCUACCUGCUAUAAACGGAAGAGGUUCAGUCACCAGCAUGGCUUCUUCUUGGAUAACCAUGUUCUUCUUCGCUCCAAGAGAGGUCUUCCUUCUGGUUCUAUAAACUUGAUUCAGGCAGUCGCUCCACGACCAGCAUACAUGAAUUAUCCACCUACUAUGGUACGAAAAGGUGACAAUGGAUCGAUGGCAGCAUUUCACGCAUUUGAGAUGGGGCUUGCUAUGGAUAAAUCUCGUAAUGGUAGUACUCAUGCUAAUACUUGUAGCAUCAUGUGAUGCGAGUACGUACGAGGUAUAGAUCUACAAGAAGCUAGCUAGCUAGGACAUGCAGCAAUGCAGAUGGCCAGUUGUGUUUCAAUAAAUAAUAAUGGUCAUGGCCAAGAUAUAUAUAUAUAUAUAUAUAUAUAUAUAUGUAAUAAUUAAUACUACUGGGACAUGCAAUUAAUAAUUUAUGUGCUUCUUAAUUAAUAUUCCCUUUGUACGUA